AUGCAGUACAAUGUCACUAAAGUAGAAGCAUUUGUGAACUGCCUGAAAUCUUCCAGUGUGCCAGGCCCUGCUCUCAGCGAGUGUUACACAGGCUUCUUGGAUUCACCCACUCUGGGAGAUGACGAACUUCUCAUUUUAGAUGCUGCACUGGAUGAAAACCUUAUAGCCUCUAUGUAUAAAGGUACCAUUGCUGAAUGUAGACGUAUUUACUAUAUUAAUGCUCUCGUGCAUACUCCUUCAAAGAAUGCCAUUGAUGUCUCCUUUAGACUUUUAAUUUAUCAAAUUAUAAAAGUAUUUGGUGUCAAUACCACUUCUUUGCAAUUAAAUGCUACAGCCCUUGGGGCUCACCUAUGUGGCCGAGAUGAAGAGACUUUUCAAGUUGCAUAUUCCAUGGAGUUGCAUCUUAAUUCCAGUAUGCUGUUAUCCAGCAGAGUUUCCAAUAAAAGCGCCGUGUGUAUGCUGGAGUAUCGAAAAGAAAGUGGGGUGAAGUGGCUUGGGAAUAUUUGCGUUGUGUGUAAUAUGUAUGUACAUUCUUGGAUUUCGGAGACCAAAUAUCAUGUAGCAUUAAAAGCCAACAGUGGGUUUUAUUUAAAUACUCUCAGCGAUGGGGCAGUACAGAUCCACCUGCAGAGCAGAUCAUGUGCUGAUGUUAGAGUCCCAUAUACUAUCAGUCAGAUUUGCAGCCUUUCAAAGCCAGGGUCCAUACAAAAGGUUGUGUUUAGUGAUUUAGUACAAGGAUCUCAUGAUUCCUUCAGCUUCUACAUUGAUGAAGCCUCUCCAGUUGGGCCUGAACAGCCAGAAACCGUCCAGAAUUUUGUCUCUGUGUUUGGAACUGUAGCCAAAAAGCUGAUGCGGAAAUGGUUAGCCACUCAAACGAUGAACUUUACUGGCCAGCUAGGAGCUGGGAUCCGUUAUUUUGAUCUCCGAAUCUCCACCAAGCCCAGGGACCCCGACAAUGAACUCUACUUUGCUCAUGGUUUGUUCAGUGCCAAAGUCAAUGAAGGCCUUGAGGAGAUUAAUGCAUUCCUCACAGAUCACCAUAAGGAGGUAGUAUUCUUGGACUUCAACCAUUUUUAUGGGAUGCAGAAAUAUCACCAUGAAAAACUGGUCCAGAUGCUGAAAGAUAUCUAUGGAAACAAGAUGUGCCCAGCGAUUUUUGCCCAGGAAGUUAGUCUAAAGUACCUGUGGGAGAAAGACUAUCAAGUGCUUGUCUUCUACCAUAGUCCAGUGGCUCUGGAAGUGCCCUUUCUCUGGCCUGGGCAGAUGAUGCCAGCACCCUGGGCCAACACCACAGACCCGGAAAAACUGAUCCAGUUUCUUCAGGCGUCCAUCACUGAGAGAAGAAAGAAGGGCUCGUUUUUUAUAUCUCAGGUGGUACUGACCCCUAAAGCUAGCACUGUGGUCAAAGGAGUGGCCAGUGGCCUCAGAGAAACGAUCACAGAAAGAGCUCUUCCUGCCAUGAUGCAGUGGGUCCGCACACAGAAGCCAGGAGAGAGUGGCAUCAAUAUUGUCACUGCUGAUUUUGUAGAACUUGGGGAUUUCAUCAGCACUGUCAUAAAGCUCAACUAUGUCUUUGAUGAGGGAGAAGCCAACACUUGAUAGUCCCAUUUGGAGCAUCCACAAGUAGGAUAGAGAAGACUCAUUGUAUUAGGCCUAUUAUCUAUAAACACUCUGAUUUUCCUAUUCCACUGAGGGGAUUAGGCUGGUAGUGGGUGGGAAAAGGGGGAAUCCAUUUCUUCAGUGAUGAUUAUCAUACUCUGCAUUACUAUAAAUAUUUCAUUUCCCAUUUGAUGAGCAAAAUCUGCUUCUAGUGUUAGGGAUAAAAAAAGAUCAGUGAAUUUUGUUUUUCAGAAUUAGUCUUUGUAACGUAUAACUUAUGAGUGUUUACUUGAUUGUGUUUCUGAAUUCAACCUUAAGGCUCCUACACUGUUUCCACUAACUGAACCUUUCCACUUCCUCUUUCGCUCGCUCUUUUAAAUCAGCUGCCAUAUGGGACUCAAAGCAAUUGAAUGCCCAACGUAAUGUGUAUUACAUUGUUGUACUGAAAUUUGUUUUUGUGAGACUUGGUAUAAUAUAAUAUUCUAUAGUCAUCUGCAGUUGGUGGAUCAUUGCUAACUUUUGGUCAUAGAAAAUAUGCAUCAAAUCAGUUUCCCUGCAUCAAUAAUAUUGGAGGCCAUAAUCAGUAAUUUUUUGUGUUAU
Messenger RNA from Hyaena hyaena (striped hyena), 2199 nucleotides. It is a transcript of the gene PLCXD3, whose product is annotated as phosphatidylinositol specific phospholipase C X domain containing 3. The record is from RefSeq and is a predicted model, not a curated record. Gene Ontology annotation, molecular function: phosphoric diester hydrolase activity. Gene Ontology annotation, biological process: lipid metabolic process. Gene Ontology annotation, cellular component: synapse. NCBI's taxonomy places the organism in Eukaryota, Metazoa, Chordata, Mammalia, Carnivora, Hyaenidae. The coding region runs from base 1 to 1599 and encodes 532 amino acids. The transcript is spliced from 8 exons.